AUGAGUAAGCGGUUGGUUCUACGCAUAGUCGACGACUUGGAAGCCAACUACGAUUAUUUUAAACAAAAAGCGGAUGCGAGAGGGGCACUUGGAUUUACCGGUAUCCAAAAGUAUACGUCGGCGUUACGAAUCCUUGCUUAUGGAAACACAACCGACAUCAACGACGAGUAUCUAAAAAUGGGCGAGAAAACAACGCGAGACACCUUGGAGCAUUUUUGUCGCGGUAUUAUUGAUGUGUAUGGUGCGCGUUAUCUUAGAACGCCCACAUGGGAUGACCUUCAAAAGAUCUACGAGGUACAUUCGACGGAGCAUGGUUUGCCUGAGGAGUGGAUUUCUGGCAAAGCUCCAAAAGCGUCGUUUUACGCAAAUGGAAACUACUACCCUCAUGGAUAUUAUUUGAGCGACGGAAUUUAUCCUAGGUAUUCAAUUUUCGUGAAGACGUUUAGUGAUCCUAUUGAAGAAAAAAAGAGAAUACUUUAA
This is a messenger RNA of Helianthus annuus (common sunflower), 480 nucleotides long. RefSeq lists its product as uncharacterized. Lineage: Eukaryota; Viridiplantae; Streptophyta; Magnoliopsida; Asterales; Asteraceae. The record is from RefSeq and is a predicted model, not a curated record. Bases 1 to 480 code for a protein of 159 amino acids. The transcript has 3 exons.